Molecule: messenger RNA, 1185 nt
Organism: Penicillium salamii
Lineage: Eukaryota; Fungi; Ascomycota; Eurotiomycetes; Eurotiales; Aspergillaceae
Source: the annotation of a GenBank genome assembly
AUGGUCCAGCUUGCAAAAUACAUCGCCAUUGCAGCUGCCUGCUUGGCUGCCCCUGCCAUCGCCCACCCGGGCGAAAAGCAUGACCCCCAUGUCCUCAAGCGGGAGAUCCACACCCGCGAUGCCAUGGCGUCUCACGCCAAGCGCUCUCUUGGUGGUUGUGAAAGCAGCCUACAUGCGCGAGAGCUGAACAGACGUAGCAUCGCGCGUCGCUCACGUACCGUCCAACAGCUUCGUCAGAAGCGUGGCAUCACUGCUGCGCCCCAGAAACAGCGUCGUGACCUGGCUGCGCUCAAGAAAUGGGAGGCAGUUGACCAUAACCGCACCGGGAUCCUGGACUACAGCUCUGCCACGCCGGAGUCUGUCAUUUUUGCCGCCAAUACAAGCUGCAUCCUGUCGCCAACGGUCACCGACGGCCCCUAUUAUGUCUGGGGUGAAGUAGUGCGCCAGAACGUGAAGGAAGACCUAUACUCCGAUGGUGUGGAUGUUUUCCUCGAGGUGCAAUACAUCGACAUCAACACCUGUAAGCCUGUUCCAGGUGCGCUGGUUGAUAUCUGGCAGGCCAAUGCUACUGGUGUAUACAGCGGAAUCUCGGAAUCAGGCAACUAUGCUGCUGACGGCUGGGAUUCUACCUACCUGCGCGGUAUCCAACAGACGGAUCGCGACGGCGUGGCCACCUUUGAAAGCAUUUUCCCUGGCCACUACGAGGGCCGUGCGACACACACUCAUCUUCUCACCCACUUGAACGCCACCCUUCUGCCCAACAAGACGCUCGAGGUUGGCACCGGUAGCGUGGCACACAUUGGUCAACUCUUCUGGAAUGAGGUGCUCCGUUCCGCCGUGGAGGACACUUACCCCUACAACACCAACACCCAGAAUGUCACCUCGAACGCGGAGGACAUGUGGAGUAUCGAACAGGCCGACAGUGCCUAUGACCCCUUCCCGGAGUACCUCUACCUCGGAGAUGACCUUGACGAUGGCUUGUUCGCGUGGAUUCAGAUUGGAAUUAAUGCCACAGCUGACUUCACCGACAACUCAUACUACAGCAUCGCCGCGUAUUACGAUGAGAAUGGUGGCCAUGAGAAUGAAGAUAGCACGUUUGCCGGUGGAAGCGGUGGCGGUGGUGCUCCUAGUGGUUCCGCUCCCAGUGGUACCAUGUCAGGCGCCUCGCCUAGUGCCUCUGCGUGA